Messenger RNA from Polyodon spathula (Mississippi paddlefish), 4447 nucleotides. RefSeq names its product von Willebrand factor C domain containing 2 (gene vwc2). Gene Ontology annotation, cellular component: AMPA glutamate receptor complex. The coding region runs from base 336 to 1283 and encodes 315 amino acids. The record is from RefSeq and is a predicted model, not a curated record. Gene Ontology annotation, molecular function: protein binding. The transcript is spliced from 4 exons. Gene Ontology annotation, biological process: negative regulation of BMP signaling pathway. NCBI's taxonomy places the organism in Eukaryota, Metazoa, Chordata, Actinopteri, Acipenseriformes, Polyodontidae.
CCCAGUUGGUCUCUGCAUCCAGUUCGUUCCAGCCGCACUCUGUGGAAAGGAGUUGCUCUUCAGGUCGUCAGGAUUUGGAAUCAAUGAGAUAAACUAGCCAGCCAAGUGAAAUUGAAAGGUGGCAGCAGCAGAGAGGAGAGCUGUCAUUGACUGCAGGGUUUUUGCGGAAUUCAGUGUGUUGAUUACAACCGCACGCGGAACAGUAUACUAAAGUUUAAUUGCUGGCUGAGAACAAUUUAUUAAAGUGGAUUGCGACCCAAAAACGAAUACCGAACAGGCAGGUUGUGAUUGUGAUGGGAAUUUAAACUCUCGCACCCCUUGGGUGUCAGUGAGUCAUGAGGCACUCUCUUGUUCUCUCAAGAGCUCUUCUCAUUGCCUGCUGCCUGAUGGGCAUCUUCUGCAACCCAACAAUCCCCCUUCCGAUGAGCCAGGAGAGGCUGGAGCAUGCCUUGACCCAGAGCAAAGACGACCAAGCAUCCAAGAGUGGCCUGAGCCAGGCCAUGCAGGACCAACUCAAAGAGAUCACGAGAAUUAGCAGAGAGGAGGCGGCAAAGGAUGGGAAAAAUAAGGGGAACAAACCCAGCUGGGGUAAACAGAGGCCAGGCUGGAGUCAGGAUCUGGGGGUCAAGAGCGAGAGGCCCCCGGGGGACCAGGUGCAACAAGAUGAAGAUGCAAUAGAGCAGGUAGAUGAGGGGCCAAUCCCCGGGGCCAGUUUCGCUCCUGACACUCUGGAUGAAUAUGCCUACCCAGACUACCGUGGGAAGGGCUGUGUGGACGAGAGCGGCUUUGUGUUUGCCAUUGGGGAGAAGUUCACUCCGGGGCCUUCUACCUGCCCUUGUCUUUGUACCGAGGAAGGGCCCCUCUGUGCCAAACCAGAAUGCCCGAAAGUCCACCCUCGCUGCAUCCGCGUGGAUACCAGUCAGUGCUGCCCAAGGUGUAAGGAAAGGAAAAACUACUGUGAAUUCAGGGGCAAGACCUACAAAUCUCUGGAGGAGUUUAAGGUUUCCCUGUGUGAACAGUGCCGUUGUGAGUCUAGCGGGGAGGUGCUGUGCACACUCGCAGCGUGUCCACAGACUGAAUGUGUUGACCCAGAAUACGAGCCUGACCAGUGCUGCCCGAUGUGCAAAAGCGGGCCAAACUGCUUUGCUGAUAACACAGUAAUACCAGCUGGCCGGGAAGUGAAGAUCGAUGAUUGCACAAUAUGCUACUGCACAUAUGAAGAAGGCACUUGGAGGAUUGAACGACAAGCCACCUGCAGCAAACACGAAUGCAAGCUAAGCUAGAUAUCAUCUUCAGAUAUGGAACACCGCACUGGUAGUGACGCCUUUAUUCAAAUGUAUUCCCAGCCACGGUCUGACCCAUUCCAAAUGCUCUGUAGGAGUUUGAUGGCCUGAAUCACUCUGCAUACUAAGGAGCAACAGCAAUGCCUAGUGAUCUAAUAAUUUUCAUCUUAAAAUUGUAAUCACCUCAACUUUCUAUGAAUUUUAUAAUCCCAUGUAAGGGAUUUUAAUGGACUGUUAGUAUAGCCAGUACAGAACCAAAACCUCUUUUUGUAUAGGAUCAGAAACUUUUUUAAUACGUUAUGAAGUUAAGGAAAGUUCCAAAAACACCCUUUAGAAUGUAAAGAAUUCAUUACUUUUAUGAAAUUACCAAACCUGGCCUUGUAUUUGAAUUAGCACCACUUAUAUUUAUAACCGGUGAGCUAGAUUCUUAAAGCUAUUUACUCCUUAUUGUUGUUUGCAUUACUUUUUCGGAAAAACGGAAAAAAAAAAAACCAGAAAGAGAUAACUCAGACAUUUGUUGUAGUGGUAGUAGUCUUAAGUUGUUUCUUACUUAUUUUAAUUGUAAUUGGUGCUUAUGAUGAUUUGGAGAAAGCAUGUGUAAGCUGUCGGACUGACUUUCAGCAACCAUAAGUAUUUAGAACCAGUAUACACACACACACACACACACACACACACACACACACACACACACACACACACAAAUAUGCUUGACUAUUUGAGAUGUGUGGGAAAAAUAAAGUAGUUUGUCCUACAUCACUUCCCCUUUAAGGUUGUAUGGCUUACCUUGACCUAAUGAAUUUUACUUUUCAAUUUUGUAAUUACACUAUGUGUUUUAAAGAUAAUUUCAUUUUAUUUUUUAUUUAUUUAUUUAUUUUCAUUUCUUAAUAGCCUGCUAUGCAGAGUUGUUUGGGUGAAUGGUACAGUAAACUUUGCCUUUGAGCCAGAUCAUUCCUGCAGUACCUGUAUUACCUAUAAGGUGGUGCGGUAUAUUUUUCAUUACAUUCCAGGAUGCUGUUCAGAUUUCUCAAGAUUUUGAUGGAAUGUAGAAAUUAUUUUGCACAAAAGAUGAAAGGUCUGUAUAUAGUAAGCUUUACCUUAUAGACGCCACACUAGACAGAUAAGGCAUUAAGGGAAAGUGUAGUCUGCAUUAUCUGCACACCCCUAAUGCUUUUUGCAUUGUUCUUUUCCAAACGAAUGAAAUUCAGUAUACCUCAGUUCCAUCAGAAUUUACAUCAGUACAGUGUGAAGUAAAUUAGUUAAAACAAAUAUUACACGUAUAUGAGCCCUGUUCACAAAACUCAAUGGACUAUUUUAAGGAAUGGGCUGUUUUUGAACUGUAAACAGUGCUGGGGGAAAAAAGAAAACAGACUAAUAGACCUUCUCUAAAAUAGACAAACAAGGUAUCUAUUCACAAAACUUUAGUUUUUGUUUAUCAAUAUUUAAUUUAUUAUUAUUGGAGCUGACUUUUGUCAUGGUCUUUUUCCAGUGUGUUUCUUAUGAAUAAAAUAAAGUCUGUAUAAUAAGGCUGUUUUUGGCAUCUUUAAAAACAACAAUAGAUUGGUGACUAUCAAGCUGUAUGUUAUUAAUAAAAAGAAAAAUGUUGGAAACAAGGCUCUACCUUCUCAAUGCCAUUUACUCCAAAUAAUCAAAAAAAUAAUAAAAAAAUAUGUAUCUUACAGGAUUUUUUAUACUCAUUUUAGAAUUGGAAUUGGCACUAUGGCAGAAGAAAAAAAUCCAAACUCUUUAAAGUUUUGUAAAUAGGGCUCUAUAAUCAGCAAUGUAGAUUCCCUUUUUUAUUGAAUGUGAAAAAAAUGUAUACAAAGGGUUGUUACAAAACAUACACUUGGUACAGUGCUGCAGAUUAACUAAUGGCUAAAUGUAACUCAUUCAAAUACAGACAAAAAAAAAUUAUACUAUUUCAAAUGUUUGGAAAACCAUCUGAGCUUGAUCCUUUUGACUUUCAAGACUCAAUAAAAUUGAAUAAUAUUAACAAGAAUGUAAAUUUCGGAAAUAACAAUGUUAAUUUCCUAUUUGGAAACACUGAGAAUAGUUUUACACUUACAUUAACAGGGUUGCAUAUAAGUCUAUUGACUACUCUGAGAAUCUCAACCAUAAAACACUCAAUAGUAGUAAAAAUUCAAUGACAUUAGUUUCAACUAGAUUGAGGGAAUUCACUAAACUUGUCACUAUUGUGUUAUAGGAAUUUUUUUUGUCACAACUUAAGCAAAUGCUUGUCAUAGAUUGUAAUAACUGGGUUGUUUAUUUGAAGUUUUGUAAUGUCAGUUACUGUUUUUCUGCCGUUUAGAAAUGGUGCUAAUGAAAUUGUAGUAAAUGGCUUUGUGAAUUCCACCCACCUCUCAGUGUGUUCAACUUUGAGAAUCUAGAACACAAUAGGGCUUCUUUAUACUAGCUUCUUAUUGAGUCUGUAAGAAUGACAACAAAGGGUUUAAAAUGCAUUCAAAUCACAGUGAUUUGAACUAAGCCUGCUUUGUUGUGGCAUGAAGUGAUGGGCUCCAAUGGUAAUACUGCAACAGAAUUCAUUAAGCGUCAACAAUUUUGCAUACAUGCUUUUAUUUAUUUAUUUAUUGUGCUACGAAAAUCCCAUAUCCUCUUGUUUGAUUUCCUGGUACACCAUUAACAUAUUAAUAAUAAAUGAUUUGAAAAGGUGAAAAGAACCCUGUAUUAAAUUCAAGUUCAGUGAAAGAGGGUGUACAAAUAUAUUGUGUUCCACCUGUUCGUAGUGUAGAUGCAAACCAAGUUUGCUGUACCUGCACACGGCCGACAUUAGAUGUCAUUAGAAUAUUAAAUGCGCUACUGAAAUGGAAUAUUUUUCAUACUUGAGACUGAGAGGUAAUCAAGGGUCUAUGUGUUGUGUGUUGUAUUGUCAUGCUCCUACAGAGAAAUCAAGUGAUGGAACAGAUUGCUUUCUGGGUGUUGGUUUAAUUGGCAGAACUGUUUCUCUGUUGCUUAUUUGAUGUUACAUAUUCUAUUUAAUAAGUAAAAUACUAAACAAAAGCUAUUUUGUACAUAAUGCUAAAUGUAGCUUUCUGUAUUCUUUUAAUUAAACUUAGCAAUAAAACAUGUGCACUCUGUUUUGUCACAAAUGAAAUCUGUGUUAUUUGAUUAUGGAUGUUUUUUGUAUUAAUCCUUAGGCAGUGGCUAUU